Cercocebus atys (sooty mangabey) is the source of this 1383-nucleotide messenger RNA. Its product is annotated as UDP-N-acetylglucosamine transporter. Bases 93 to 410 code for a protein of 105 amino acids. The transcript has 3 exons. Gene Ontology annotation, cellular component: Golgi membrane. The record is from RefSeq and is a predicted model, not a curated record. Gene Ontology annotation, molecular function: UDP-galactose transmembrane transporter activity. Lineage: Eukaryota; Metazoa; Chordata; Mammalia; Primates; Cercopithecidae. Gene Ontology annotation, biological process: pyrimidine nucleotide-sugar transmembrane transport.
AGUGGAAAAAAUAUUUCUCUUCAGAAAAACUAAAUGAUACGUCAUGUAGACUUUAAUUUUUUUUAGGUUUCUUUGGAAGUAUAUUUGGAUUAAUGGGUGUAUACAUUUAUGAUGGAGAACUGGUAUCAAAGAAUGGAUUUUUUCAGGGAUAUAACCGACUGACCUGGAUAGUAGUUGUUCUUCAGGCACUUGGAGGCCUUGUAAUAGCUGCUGUUAUUAAGUAUGCAGAUAAUAUUUUAAAAGGAUUUGCAACCUCUUUAUCGAUAAUAUUAUCAACAUUGAUCUCCUAUUUUUGGCUUCAAGAUUUUGUGCCAACCAGUGUCUUUUUCCUUGGAGCCAUCCUUGUAAUAACAGCUACUUUUUUAUAUGGUUAUGAUCCCAAACCUGCAGGAAAUCCCACUAAAGCAUAGUUGUAUACUAUCUUUAACUGGUUUUUCACGAUGGUGCACUAGGAAUCUCGACAUUAAUCUUGCACAGAGGACUUCUACAGAGUCUGUGAAGAUAUCAUCAUGCUGAAUCUGAUCAUACUGUUUUUUAAAAAGUUUAAGGAUAAAAUAUGUGUAUAUGUAACAAAACACAUUGCAUCUAGAAAUCAAAACUUGAAAGUAUUUCCAGGGAUUAGAAUUAGAAGGAAUAUUAGAGAAAACUUGAAAUCUGAGUUUAAAAAGAUUUUACCUUUUUGAUUGCUGCAGAAAUGUCCUAUGCACUCUUUGCAAGAGCACACAACAAAUGUCAGAUAUCAAUUUUUGCAAAUUAGAUUUAAUGUUAUUAAGUGUUUUUAUCUUACUCUUUCUGUACAGAUAUAUCAAAUCACAUGAAAUAUUUAAAGUUUGAAAAUUAUAAUUACCUAUAAAGCUGUGAAAAAAUAGAAGUAUAAUUUGAAAAAACAUUUCACUUAUCGGAGAUUUUUAUAUUUAUGCAAAAGAUUACUAAAUGAAGGAUGGCUAAAUGUUUUUUGUUCAAUUACAUAAAAAUUAAUAAAGUAAUAUUCUGGGUCUGAUUUGUCAGAGAAUAAAUAUCAUAUCUAAAUUUAAUGUAGAGAUACAUACUAUUUCUCCAUAUGAAUUUUAAGAUAUUUUAGUGCUUCAAGACUGCUGAAAGCAAUCCAGUUGCUCCUGUGCUAGCCAGAGAAUUUUAUAGUAAUGGGAGGUUAGCCCCUAAUCUCUUCAUUGCAUUUCAUUUCUGUAAAUCAGAUUAAAUCCUUAAUAUUAUUUUAAAUUAAAAUUUGUAAUUGCCAUUAAAUUUUCAAAAUGUAAUUUAAAAGGAUUACUCAUUUAAUAAUUUGAAAUAAUUAUUGUAUCAUAUCCACAUUUGGAGAGUUUUGAAUUAUCAAGCAUAUACUGUAUAUAGUUAGAAAGUUAUUAAAUGAACAUUUUACUCAUU